Nothoprocta perdicaria is the source of this 2417-nucleotide messenger RNA. It is a transcript of the gene TMEM200C, whose product is annotated as transmembrane protein 200C. NCBI's taxonomy places the organism in Eukaryota, Metazoa, Chordata, Aves, Tinamiformes, Tinamidae. The transcript is spliced from 2 exons. Bases 120 to 1760 code for a protein of 546 amino acids. The record is from RefSeq and is a predicted model, not a curated record.
CCGUGCGGGGAUGCCUGCUCGGGCCGGAAAGUUUCUUCUCCGCGGUGGCUCCACCGCUUCCAGCGCCGGCUUCUCCCUGGUCUUCCUCGGAGCUGGAGCGGCACCCUGGAUAGCCAGCCAUGAUUGCCACUGGAGGCCUCCUGAGGAUCUCAGCUAGGAAACAAGACCCGUUGCGGCCCCAAAGCCAAGUACUCAAACGCAAACGCAAGGCCAAAAAGAAGCGCAAGAACGACGUGGUGGUUGUGAAGGGCAAGCUCAAGCUGUGCUCCCUCUCGGGGCUUAUUGCCCUCUGUGGGAUCCUGGUGCUGCUAGUGGGCAUUGCCUUGGCGGUGGUGGGUUACUGGCCGAAGCCCAGCCACGUGUACAGAGAAGGCAGCCUCGGUGGGAGCAGACACCYGGUGCCGCAGGGGGGCACCCCCAAGAACCGCUCCCGGAGCCAGGCAGCUUCCCACCCAGAAACAGCCCCUGGAGCCAACUCCUCCACUACUGCCACCAUGCAGGGGUCCCCACAGUCACCCCCCACUUCCUCAUCCCCCCAGGCCUCCAUGAGUUUCCUCUUCCGUCUCUUCUCGGGCUACCUGCAUUCGGACAAGCUGAAGGUACUGGGCCCCCUCAUCAUGGGCAUCGGCAUCUUCCUCUUCAUCUGCGCCAAUGCGGUGCUGCAUGAGAACCGUGACAAGAAGACCAAGAUCAUCAACCUGCGUGACCUCUACUCCACGGUCAUUGAUGCCCACAGCCUGCGGGCCAAGGAUGGGGCAGCCCCGGCUACAGCCCCUCUCAACGGCUUUGUAAACUAUGUGCAGGCCCGAGGCCUGGAGCUCAAGCCCGGCAGUGAGGGCCUGGGUGCUGCGGCCAUGCUCGCCAAGAGCUCCUGGCCACCUGCGCUCGGUGUGUCCCUCUCUCCGCCGGAGCGGGCGUCCUCUCCGCGGCGCUCCUCCUUCUGCAGCCCGCCGCAUGCGCCCAGCCUGGCAGAGGCCGUGUACAGCAUCUACCGUGAGCGGGCGGCCCUCGCUGGCCACCCCCUCUCCAGCCCACCCUGCAGCCCCCCGGAGAGCUGGAGCAGGCACAGCACAGCCAGCUCCAUCGUGGACUCCUCACUCAGCACCUUUACCCUCCUGCCCCUGAAGCAGGGGGGUAGAGCAGGGGGCUGGCAGAGGCCCCCUGGCGAGCGAGGUGCCCGUGAGAUCCCACGAGGGGAAUUUGAGCUGAGCCUCACUGACCUCAGCAGCAGCUACAUGGACGGACACCAUGGAACAGGGAGGCACAAGCUGGUCCUAAGGCGGCAGAGCACCAGCUGCCUGCCUGAUGCCAGGUACCCACUUUCCCCUGAGGCUCCUCAGUCCUCAUCCAUCAGCAGGGGCCCGAACUCUGGCCUUUUGGUAAAGGCAUCUUCUAGCUACUCCAAAUCCCUGGAUCUGGGGAGAUCACCCCCUUCUCCUCCCCUGGCUAUCACCAGGAUGGAUUCCCAGAGCUCCCAGUCUGAGCCUUCCAGCAGCAGCAAUAAGGGCUACAGCCACCUGGAGGAGGCAGGCACCUCCUUGGAGUCAGUUGCCAACACCCCAGCCAGUAAAAUCCAGGACUGUGAGGAGGAGCCAGUCAAGCAGACUGCCCCCCUCGAGGCUACCAACAAAGAACAAGCUGGGGAGCAACCUCAGCAGACUCAAAGACAGUACACAAAUAAAGAGAAACUCUUUAUGAUUUCUAGGUCGCACACUGCAUUAGAGCUGGAGGACGGGGAGCUGGAGAGCACUGGCAUCUAAACCAAGCACAGAAGGCUCGAGGACACCUUGCAACCCUCCACACCUUCCCCCUCUAUCUUCUUGUGGACUUAGGAAACCAACCAAUAUCCAAAGAGCUGCAGUAUAUUGUCCUUAAAAGUUGAAUUCAAUAAAUCCAUCCUGUAGAUGACUUCAGGAAGACAAAAAGAAAAUCUUUGCAGUCCGAUCGUGAUUGUAUGUUCCAUGCAAACCAAAUUGUAUUAAAUAUCCACAGUCAAGUUCUUUGGAAGAGUUUAAUACAAUUUUGGACAGUAUAAUUGUGCACUUUACUGUUUGAUUUCCAAGUGCCCCUUUUCUCCUCUAAUUUCUUUCUUGCUGAUAUACCACUAACUGCUUGAAAACCACAGGCACCUUUUUAUGCUCCAGGGCAACGUGGUCUACAGUUCAAGAAAGCUGAGCUCUCUCUUUGUUUUGGUUCAAUUACUCUAAAAAGUUUGCAAGGCCUUAAGGAUGAUGUACCUUGACAAAGAAUGAGUUUAAAUUCUGGAAAAAUGAGAACUUAGAAGAGACUGGAGCUGAACAGAGCUCUGAGAAUUUAGGUAAAAUCAUAACAUUCCUCAAUCCAAAAUACCUACUACUACAUGAUACUUUAUUAAGUAUUAUUACAUAUGUAUUGCCUAAUAGCAUUAACAGUUUUUU